This is a messenger RNA of Salvia splendens (bonfire salvia), 2076 nucleotides long. RefSeq names its product UDP-glucosyltransferase 29-like. The record is from RefSeq and is a predicted model, not a curated record. The transcript has a single exon. Gene Ontology annotation, molecular function: UDP-glycosyltransferase activity. Bases 156 to 1535 code for a protein of 459 amino acids. Lineage: Eukaryota; Viridiplantae; Streptophyta; Magnoliopsida; Lamiales; Lamiaceae.
UCUUAUUCCACCUGAAUCCCUUGCCUUUAGUAAAAUACAUUUCCUCAAAAUUUUAUAAUCUUGCAAGUAGCCAAUGCAAGUUUUUUUGUUUUUUAAUUUGUGAAGCAUACUAUAAGUAUAGCUGCUGGGAUGAGAGCUUUCAUUCACUUAUAUCCAUGGAGAGAGAGAAACAAGAAAGCUUCAAAGUCCUCAUGUUCCCAUGGUUAGCUCAUGGACACAUAUUCCCGUACCUCGAACUCGCCAAACGCCUCUCAACAACACACCACUUCACCAUGUACCUAUGCUCCACCUCUGUCAACCUUGAUUCAAUCAAAUCCAGUAUCUCGUCCGAAGAUGAUGCUGCUGCAUCAGUGAAACUAGUAGAGCUGCACAUGCCAUCUCUUCCUCAUCUCCCUUCCCACCUCCACUCCACCAGGAAUCUCCCCUCCCAUCUUAUCCCAACCCUUAUGAAAACCUUUCAAGAAUCAAGCUCUAGCUUCUCAGAUAUCAUGGAUUCUCUAAAGCCAGAUCUUGUCAUAUUCGACGUAUACCAACCUUGGGCGCCCAAGAUCGCUUCAUCUAAAGGUGUACCUUGUGUCCACUUCUCAACCCCUGGUGUAACAGUGUUGUCUUUCCUCCACCAUUUAUAUACACUGGGUAGUAGGGCCACCUACCCAUUUCCAGCUAUAAGUCUGCCUGAUGAAGAUUUGCUCAGGCAGGUAGCUCUUCUCGCGGAAAAUUUGAACGACGCAGAUGAUGAUUUUGUAUUCGGAGUGAUGACAAGAUCAACAGACAUAGUCUUGUCAAGGAGCUCUAGGCAUGUUGAACAGAAGUAUGCAGACUAUCUCUCUGCUUUGAGCAAAAAGGAGAUAGUAUGCACUGGCCCCUUAAUUGCUGCUGAUGCUAACAAGCACGAUGAUUUCGAGAUAAUCAAGUUGCUAAAUGGGAAGAAUAUUGAUUCUACCUUAUACAUUUCCUUUGGCAGUGAAUGCUUUUUAUCCAAGAAGCAGAUUGUGGAAAUAGCGAAAGGGCUGCAGCUUUGUGAUGUUAACUUUUUGUGGGUGAUCCGAUAUCCUGCUGAGGAGGUGGGCGCGGGCAUCAGAUUGAUCGAAGAAGAACUGCCUGCAGGGUUUCUCGAAACAAUGAAGGACAGAGGGUUGGUUGUGACUAGCUGGGCGCCACAGGCGAAGAUUUUAGGCCAUCCCAGUAUAGGUGGUUUUGUGAGUCAUUGUGGAAGGAGUUCAAUCACAGAGAGCAUGUACUUUGGUGUCCCGGUUAUUGCCAUGCCCAUGAAUGCUGACCAGCCUUUCAAUGCUCAAUUAGUGGUGGAGCUCGGUAUUGGUGUGGAUGUCGAAAAGGAUCACGAAAAUGGAGUGUAUGCGGGAGAGGAGGUUGCCAAAGCAAUCAAUAAUGUGAUGGUGGAGAAGAACACGUUGUAUGAAGGUCUGAAGAGCAGAGCUCGGAGAUUGAGUGAGACGCUGAGAGAGAAGGAAGAAGAAGAGGUGAAUGAAGUAGCUCAGCAGCUAUUGAAGAUUUGUGUCAAGAACAAGAAAUAAGUGUGGCAAACUGUUUCUGGUUUAUCAUUUGUGUUUUAUGAUUGAAGGUGUUCUUGCUGUUCUGUCCUGUUCAAGAUUAAUUGCAACAAGAUAUCGGUUUCUGUCAGUUGUCAGAUUUCUUAAUCAACAUGGAAAUAGAAGCAUAUAUAUAGGCAUAUAGCAAGCCAUAACAAUAUUGGAACUUAGAUGCUUAAAUGAUCAGCACUUAUCCUUCUUCCCUCUUUAGCCUCUCACUCAAUCCACGAGCACGAUGCCUCAGCUCUGCGACGCCCUCCCUUCUCCACCACCUUCCUAAUAGUCUUACCUAUCUCAUCCGCUUUAAACACUCCAUUCUCAUUUGUUGACACCUCCACACAGCUGCCAGCCUCCACCGGCAUCCUAGCGUACAGAUAGCCUCCUCGAGAGUCUGAUAUGGAUUAUGAUUAGACCCCAAGAUUAGGUUUUUUUCCCUUUGAAGUAAUAAAAUUUUGGGAGGGAGGCGUUUUAUAAGGUAAACGGCUGUACCUAGAGCUUCAGGCAAAAAUGAAGCUGACCUUGCAGG